Molecule: messenger RNA, 2826 nt
Organism: Lingula anatina
Lineage: Eukaryota; Metazoa; Brachiopoda; Lingulata; Lingulida; Lingulidae
Product: kinesin-like protein KIF15
Biological process (GO): microtubule-based movement
Molecular function (GO): ATP binding; microtubule motor activity; microtubule binding
Source: RefSeq, a predicted model, not a curated record
UGUAGUCCAUGACAGCAGAGAGACUAGAGCUGGUGAGAGAGAGGGACUCUUCAGUAUCCCAGCUGGAGGCUUUGACACUGCAGUUACAGCAGGUUACAGACAACUUUACAAUGAUGGAAGGAGAGAAGGAAGACUACAGGGUACUCCUCCAGCAGGCAGACAAGGAAAUAGCUACCUACAAGUCCAAGAUCAAAUUAAGUGAUGAAGAAAAGGAAAAAGAGAAGGCAGCAAUUGAAACAAAGCUCCUAAGGAUUGAAAUCGAGCACUUUAAUCUCCAGAAGGAGUACCAGGCAGCACGAGAUGAGAAGUUGACAUUGGAGGAGCAAGUAGAAAACCUUCAGGACACUAAAAGCUUCAUGGAAGGGCAGGUUGCCACCCUGGAGGAGCAGCUGAAGACCUCCAUGGAGACCUGUAAGGAGAAGGAAGUUGAACUGAAGAGUCUGACCAGCCAAAUGGAGGCUGAGAGGGAGAAGGUAUCUAAGAUGACAGCUCAGUUGGCUACUGGGCAUGAAGUGCAACAAGAACUAGGCCAGGCCCUAGAGGAGAACAGUCGUCUCCAGAACCAGUGCAGUGUCCUGCAGUCCCAGUGUGACGCCCAGGACCAGAAGACCUCCCUGCUGGUGCAGGAACUAGAGACAGCGAAGAAUGCCGUCAGAGAGGCCAAUAAGGAGGCGGAGAGGGACAAGGCAGCCAUUGGGGAUAUGAUGACCAGAAUUCAGGACCAGAAAUCCCAGAUUUCUGAGAACGCAGAAAUCCUGGCAGUGCUGAGGUCAGAGCUGACAGCCAGAGAGAAUGACGUCUAUUUGUUAGAGUGUCAAAAACAAGACACGCAGACAGCGCUGGAGGAAAAGACCAAACAAAUGGAUGAGUUAUCAGCCAAGUUUGUGCUGGAGAAGGAGCAGCUUAGUGCCAUUGAGUCGAUGCUGCGAGAAGAUUUAGAAGUGGUCAGUGAGACAUUAGCUGAGUCUGAAGGUAGUCUGGAAUCUCUUAAGAAAGAGUAUCAAGAGCAAGCUGAAGUCCUUCAGGAGCAGUUGAAUCAGAAGACGGUGGAGAUGGAGGCAAUGAGAGAAGAGCUCCAGUCUCGCCUUGCAGACAUGGUAACCAAGGCUGCCCUGUCCCUGGAAGAGAACAAGAAGUAUUGUACCAUUAUAGAGGAGAAGAAUGAAGAACUUAAUAAAUUGACCAAGUUAUUAGAGACAGCACAAGGUGAAAGUGAUGAUUUGAGGUCCAAGGUGGAAUUAUUACAGGAAAUGGAUGCCAGGAAAACUGAGGAACUGAAUACUGCUAUAGGAAAACUGGAGAUUCUAAAAGAAGAAAAUGCUCUUCCACAAAAUCAAAACAAAGAACUUCUUAACACAGUAGAACAGAAAACGGAAGAAUUGGAAAAGUUGACCAAGUUAUUAGAGACAGCACAAGGUGAUAGUGAUGAGUUGAAGUCAAAGAUGGAAUCAUUACAGGCAGAGGAUGCCAGGAAGACUGAGGAGCUGAAGUCUGCUUUGGAAAAAAUGGAGGCUCUGAAAGAAGAAACUUCACUGCAUCAAAAAGAAAUCAGAGAUCUUGUCGCCACUGUAGAACAGAAGACUGGAGAUGUAGAAAAUUUGACCAAGUUAUUAGAAGAAGCUCAAGGUGACAGAGAUGAUUUGAGGUCUAAGGUAGAAUUAUUACAGGAGGAGGAUGCCAGGAAAACUGAGGAGAUGAAGUCUGCUUUAGAAAAUAUGGAAGCUAUGAAAGUGGAAACUUCACUGCAUCAAAAAGAAAUCAGAGAACUUGUCGCCACUGUAGAAGAGAAGACCAGAGAUAUGGAAAAAUUGACCAAGUUAUUAGAAGAAGCACAAGGUGAUGGUGAUGACUUGAGGUCCAAGGUAGAAUUAUUACAGGAAGAGGAUGCCAGGAAAACUGAGGAGCUGAAGUCUACUUUAGAAAAAAUGGAGACCCUUAGAGAGGAAAAUGCCCGCCUGGUCGGCCACCAGAAUCCAAAACAGAAGAUCCAAUACCACAUGAGCCUGAAAGAUGAGAACAACAGGUUGAUGGAGGAAUUGGUAAAGACAAGAGAUGAACUCACUAGACUAAAAUUAGCACACAAGAAACCGGUGGAAUCCUGCCUAAAAGAAAACGUGCAUCCUACCACUUUUAGAGGAACACCAAAAAAAUCUGUGUCCAGUUGAUAAAUCUAACAAGCUGCUAAAAGUUUUUUGUAAUGAAAGAAAUAUAAUUUACAUGAUAUGACAGAAGCAACCAUUGGGUUUUUUGACAUCAUUCAGUGAUAUGAAUGACAGAAUUGGAUGGAUAUUUCAAUGGAAAAUUAUGACAGGGGCCGAGAAAGCUCAAAAAUGAAUUUUACUUCCAGAAGUGGCAACAAAGUCAAUUUCAACCUCUUGGAUUUUUUAAUCUUUUUUUUUAAAUUAAUGAUUUUAUCAUGGACCAAAAUUACUUUUCUAUUUUAUAUGAAGAAAAAGAGUGAAGGUUUGGAUUUUUUUUAUAAAAUAUUCCCAAAUACAUUGUACAGUGAUAGAAUCUUAAAAUGCUUAUCUUCUGCAAUUCUGAUGUGAAAGGUGAAUUAUUUUUGUGAAUAAUUGUAAAUUCAGAACCAUUUAUUCAGAGCUGUAAAUUUUUAUGUUUUUUUUAAUCACAUACAACAGAUGUACAUCUGAUUGGGGACCUAGCUUAUGGAGUUUGUUGGAGUCAGUAACAUUAUGAAGAUGAAAAAAAUGUGAACUAGAUAAUAGUGAGACGUGAUUGUAUUAUUCAUAGUUGCCAUAUAUUAGUAUGUGCUUGGUAGAAUUUGUCUGAAAAUGUGGUACAAAAUGUGAAAAUGGGCAAUGAUAA